This is a messenger RNA of Microthlaspi erraticum, 633 nucleotides long. The record is from the annotation of a GenBank genome assembly. Lineage: Eukaryota; Viridiplantae; Streptophyta; Magnoliopsida; Brassicales; Brassicaceae.
AUGAGCUUCUCAAACGCACGACCCCAUGAGUACGCUAAGCACUCGUCUAGAUCCAUUAUUAUCUCUGCAUUGUCUUUUAUUAUCUUCGGCUUGUGUGAGCUCAACGCAAGUAAUGCGUAUUUCAGCCGUAAGUCUUUGUCCGGGACCUUUCUCUUCUUGAGCAUCAUCAACACGUUCUCCACGGUCACGCUUGGUAGCAAUCCAAACAGAUCUCUCAGUAAGAUGAUAAGAUCAGUUUCCCGAAAUUGGACCGCCGAAGAUACUCAAUCUCAUCCUCUUGCAAGGAACUUAGGAUUGUGUCGAUGCUCUUUGCUUUGUGGUACACAUGGCGGUAGACGCGUGACCGAUGCGUUAGAAUUGCAUCCGCUCUCUCCCAGUCCCAGCUCGGUUUCAGUGUUGGCACCAAACAUUCGAGCUAUGGUCGAAUUGCAUCUUGGUGUCCCAUUGGCUGGAAUUUUGUUUUGUACACUCAACAUCCGUCAUGACUCCGCACUCGUAACAGUCUUACUAAGACACUCAGGAACAAAAGUUCUCUUCGCAGAUCAUAUGUUUCUCCAAAUAGCUCAAGGAGUUUGUGAAAUCCUCUCAAAGAAUAGUGAAAAAGCCUGGGUACACAUGGCGGCAGACGCGUGA